ACCGCCUCCAGGGACACCCUGAACCGGGAAGCCUCUGUCCCCUGCCCAAGCAUGCAUCUCUACGGGCCCCAGGAGCUGCUGGCUGGGCCGUGCCCCUCGGAGCAGCAGAAGCAGCUGAAGAAGAAGCAGGCGAGCCGCGUGGCGGCCCAGCGCAGCCGGCAGAGACACACGGACAAGGCGGACGCCCUGCACCAGCAGUACGAGUCCCUGGAGAAGCACAACCUCGCACUGCGAAGGGAGAUCCAGGCACUACGGGACGAGCUGGGCAGGUGGAGCCGGACCCUGCAGGAACACGAGUGUCUGUGCAUCUCGGACUGCACUGCCCACGCACCUCCGCUGCCCCUGGACUGCUGGGGCCGCGCUGAGCAGACCCCUGGCCCCGCACCCCUCGGACAGCACUGCAGCCCAGAGCAACAGCCGGGCCUGUUCCCCGCACCCCCAGUCUCCUCGGCUCCCCGCCGGCAGCCCCACAGCGCCCCCAGCCUCCUCCUGUCCCCUCCGCCCUCACUGUCCCUCGGCCCUGCCGACCGGACACCUCCCCCUGCCCAGCCGACCUCAGCCAGCGGCGCCGGCCAGCUGAGCCCAUUCUCCGAGCUCAGUGCCCUUUUGCCCUGCCUGGCGGCCCCUCCACAGCCCCUGGAGCGGAAGCAGCCGCUGGGGGUGAGGUCGGGGGCCUCCCCCUUCCGCCCUUCGGUGACUCCGGAGCUGACAGCCCUGCAGGACCCCCAGCACCCCGUGUCGGCGGCUGCAUGCUGGCUGGAUGAAGACCCGGGCCCCCAGCUCCUCCUGGCUUUUCCCCUGCUCUCCUCUGCUCAAGUCCACCUCUGA
Sorex fumeus (smoky shrew) is the source of this 828-nucleotide messenger RNA. RefSeq names its product basic leucine zipper ATF-like transcription factor 2 (gene BATF2). The record is from RefSeq and is a predicted model, not a curated record. The transcript has 3 exons. NCBI's taxonomy places the organism in Eukaryota, Metazoa, Chordata, Mammalia, Eulipotyphla, Soricidae. Gene Ontology annotation, biological process: regulation of transcription by RNA polymerase II. Gene Ontology annotation, cellular component: nucleus. Bases 52 to 828 code for a protein of 258 amino acids. Gene Ontology annotation, molecular function: DNA-binding transcription factor activity, RNA polymerase II-specific; RNA polymerase II cis-regulatory region sequence-specific DNA binding.